ACUGUCAACAGAAAGAAGAAACGCGCAACAAUGUAGUACCAUAAAAUUACUUUGAACUUUGAACAUAUCAUAAACAGUUUCUAUUUACAUGUUUUUGUAAAAGAAUUUUUAUUGAUGGACCGGAAUAUGGAUCAUUUUAGCACAUUUAUGGCUGUGGUGUCAGGUGUAACUUUGUUGUACAUCUUUCAUUCAGUCUUCUACACUUCUCACAUCUCCUUUAAAUCUCACACAGUCUUUGACUCCCGGAGACAUUUGCCAGGUUCUGUUUACCUUAUGACCAGAUACCUUCAUGAAUCUCUCCGCAAAAAACGAGGAAAAAUGUGGAAACACAAAGACACAAAAGACAAGCUUGUUUUCACUUUGAUCAACUGCAAGUAUGAUGCUGUGUCUUUGAGGAGGUUCUGCAGUGUUUCGGGUUACGGUUGGGACUAUCCUGACAGUGUCUUCAGAGAUGUUCCCAUGUGCUAUCCCGAGUUUCUCUUCACCAGACUGCUCACCAUGAUUGUGUGCUCAGAGAGAUUCAAUCUAAGCCCUUUGGGUCUGUUGAGUGUCCGUGAGGUCUUGAGUGUGACUGAGCCCGUGGAUGAGCUGAAGAGAGGGACGUUUUCUCUGCAGGCCAGAGUGCUGGAGUACAGGACCGUUAGUGCGGGAGUGGAGGUGGAUCUCACUUUAACCGCAUCCAGACAUCAGCAGACCGUAUGGACCACCACACUGACUCUACUUUCUCCAAACAAUAAAUUCAGGCCUGAGGCUCAGCCUGACUUCGAGAUCGCCCAUGAUCCUGUCUCAGAGAGAUGUAUCAGCCUGGCUGUUCCUUGGUCCAGCGGUGUGAGAUGUGCCUGGGUGUUUGGUGACCUCUGCCCUCUGCAUGUGUUUUCUUGGCUGGGGUUUACCAGUCCCUCCGCACACAUGCUGUGGAUGUUCUCCAGAUGCAUGGCAGAGAUGGAGAAGCACAAUGGAGUUGAAGUGGUGAGAGCUCCUCUGACUGUGUCAGUCCGUUACAAACAGCCUGUGUCUUUUCCGAGGAAAUUCACUAUCAGAGUCAGUGAAAACACUUCUGAAACCUCAAGCACAGCAUCAUUUUCAAUGGAGGACCACAGGACCGGGACACUGUACCUCUCAGGACAGAUUAAACAACAGUCAAAGGAGAAGGCGGAGUGAUGGUGAUGUAACUCUUACAGAGUCAGAAGGGAUACUAAACACUUAAAGUCACCGUUAAAUGGAAGUUGUGACGUA
Molecule: messenger RNA, 1236 nt
Organism: Rhinichthys klamathensis goyatoka
Lineage: Eukaryota; Metazoa; Chordata; Actinopteri; Cypriniformes; Leuciscidae
Exons: 5
Coding region: 115-1161 (348 amino acids)
Source: RefSeq, a predicted model, not a curated record